UUUUGACUAACGUGAAUUUAUAAAGAGUUGCUUGAACGCCGCCAGCCUCGGGAGACCCAGUUGGCGGCGAGAGAGCGACGAAUUCUCUGGCAGGGAAAAAUACAAAGAACAUCAUGUGAGGGUCGUGCCCCGGUGCUACCAGCAGGACAGAAGCCUGGGCCGAGGGAGGGAGCCCCUGCCCCGACCCUGCCCGCUCGCCCGGCGCCCACCGCGGGCCGGAGGGACGGUGCCGCGCGGUACCUGCCGCGGCCAUUCCCGCUGCUCGCCAGCUCCCAUCCCCGCCCGGGGCUCGCCGGCGGAGCGGGAGGCAGAAGUUAACUUCCACCGGCCCUGGAGCCGCCGCUGCGCCGGCAGGAGGAGGCGGAGGAGGGGGCGGAGGCAGGCGGGGCAGCCGAGGACCCGGCUCUGGCAGGCUCCGAGGGUCCGGCCGGGUGUAAUUCCCCUGUAAUCCCCACCACGGCGGCGCUUCCCUGGCCGAGCCAUGUCUGCGGCUUCCCCGCCAUGCCGAGCCUAGCGGGGAGCGGGAGGGCUGGGGAGCGGGAGGCGCACAAAAUGAAGACCCUGAUGCGCCACGGGCUGGCCGUCUGCUUGGCGCUUACCACCAUGUGCACCAGCUUGUUGCUCAUGUACGGCGGUAUCGGCGGCGGCGGGGGUCGCCCGGAGCCGCGGCGGAGGCAGCAGCAGGUGGCGGCGGCGCCCAGUCGCCCGCCGGGACGCGGCCAGCACCAUCCGGCGCUCCCCGUCGGGGCCGGCCUCCUCGAGGGCUACAUCAGCGUCCUGGAGCAUAAGCCUUUAAAAAUGCACUGCAAGAGCUGUGCACUGGUAACCAGCUCUGGACACCUUCUGGGAAGUAAACAAGGUGAAAGAAUCGACGAGACAGAGUGUGUAAUACGAAUGAAUGAUGCACCUACUCGAGGUUAUGGAAAAGAUGUUGGAAACAAAACAAGCCUUCGAGUCAUUGCACACUCCAGUAUUCAGAGGAUUUUGCGAAAUCGCAACGAACUCUUAAAUAUGAGCCACGGAGCCGUGUUUAUCUUCUGGGGUCCUAGCAGCUACAUGAGGAGAGAUGGUAAAGGCUUGGUGUAUAACAACCUGCAGCUGAUGAAUCAGAUACUUCCUCAAUUAAAAGCAUAUAUGAUUUCUCGCCACAAGAUGCUUCAAUUUGAUGACCUUUUUAAACAGGAAACUGGGAAAGACAGGAAGAUAUCCAACACUUGGCUUAGCACGGGCUGGUUCACAAUGUCUAUCGCAUUAGAGCUCUGUGACAGGAUAAAUGUUUAUGGCAUGGUGCCACCGGAUUUCUGCAGGGAUCCUAAUCAUCCUUCAGUACCUUAUCAUUAUUAUGAACCUCUGGGACCUGACGAAUGUACAAUGUACAUGUCACACGAGCGGGGACGGAAGGGCAGCCAUCACCGUUUUAUCACAGAGAAACGAGUGUUUGAGAACUGGGCACGGACAUUCAAUAUUCACUUUUUCCAACCAGACUGGAAGCCAGAGCCACUCACUGUAAACCACCCUGAGAUUAAACCGGUGGUCUGAGGGGCGAAUGCACAAGACCACAACCACAGUCACCUCUAUCAGCCUUUGGGGUGUUGGACCUUCUAGAACAGCAAAGCAACCUCUGGGAGAAGGGUGCCGGGAUUUGCAGUUGAUCACGGCAACAACAGUCAGGAAGUUAUGAUGAAGGAGCAGAGCAUACCAAGAGUACUUUCUGUCGAGCUGUGUGUUAAUCCCAUACAUAGCCUUUUUUGGCCAUCUGACUUCCUGUAUGUGUAUGUGAUUUGUGAUAAACAACUCGAGCAUCAUUACAGAUGGUUACAUCAUUACAGUUUUUUAAAGUACAAUGCCACUGAAUUUUCAUAGUGAAAACUUACAGUAUUUAUUUAAAGGAGGUUUUUAUGCAACCUAGGCCAGUAUUUUUCUAAUUCACAGUUAGGUGGCUGUUUAUCUUUCAAAUCCAAAAUUAAUAUUGCUGAUGGUUUGAAAGGCCUAGCUUUUUAUUUAUAAAAUUUGUUUGAAAAAUACAAUUCUAUAUAGCAUGUAAUUAAUAUCUGAUCUGCAAAUGUUGCAUUUCUUUUAAAAAGCUGGGGCUCUGUUCCAGCCUAAAGCCUUUAACAGCAAGAAUGGUCCCAUGUGCAGAUCUAGCUAACUUUACAUACUGACGUCCUAUGUUAAUAAGAAAACGGUAGUGAAAAUUCUGUUUGAUAUUAAUGUGCAUUUGCUGCUGUGCUGUCAAGCUGCUGUUUUUUAAUUAGGGGUAGGAGGAAGGAGGGCAAAAUUUAUACAAAAAGAUCACUGGUUAUAGCAGCAUGCUUUUCAGUGAAGGCUAAGGCUGGAGGGGUUGUGUUCUUUUUUGCCUCUUGUAGCACUGCAAGAGGCUGUGGAAGCAACCCUCCUGAGGGAACACACUAUGAAACAGGAAACACCAUGACCAAAUCUCUGAAAUUAAGAUGUUAAACUACCAGGUUCUACAGUACCAGCCACACUAGCAAAAACAAAAUAUUACAACACUGCAGCUGCAAACAUCCUGGCAUUCCAAUGGUUCCAAGAUUUCCACUGACCUCCGAGAUCCUGGAUCGUGUUCAAUAUGGGAUGGGAAAAGAGUUUCAAGAGUACAAAACUGUCCCCUUGAAAAAAGCAAAGUUACACUUGGCAGUUUCUUCAUGAAGUACUUGUGCAUGGCAAGCCACAGGAUGGACAAUGCGAGUGCUGUAAGUGGAGCCUCACAGUGUGAAUUACUGGGUUACAUUACUUCUUGUGAAUAAAGAAGAUUUCAGUUA
Messenger RNA from Pezoporus occidentalis (night parrot), 2780 nucleotides. It is a transcript of the gene ST6GALNAC5, whose product is annotated as ST6 N-acetylgalactosaminide alpha-2,6-sialyltransferase 5. NCBI's taxonomy places the organism in Eukaryota, Metazoa, Chordata, Aves, Psittaciformes, Psittacidae. Gene Ontology annotation, biological process: ganglioside biosynthetic process; oligosaccharide metabolic process. Gene Ontology annotation, molecular function: alpha-N-acetylgalactosaminide alpha-2,6-sialyltransferase activity. Bases 502 to 1539 code for a protein of 345 amino acids. The record is from RefSeq and is a predicted model, not a curated record. The transcript has 5 exons.